UCAAGGGCAUAGAGCGGGUUUCUGCUGGUGUGCCUGGCCUCACGUGUUAGGCACUCGUUCGAAAGGCAUUUUUAUUUUAACUUUACGAAUAUGGAUAGUUUUGGUUCGGAUUUCUCGUCCGGCGCUGGUUCCGGUAAAAUGGACACGGGGAGCAUAAUGGAGCAGGUCAAAGUGCAGAUUGCGGUGGCGAACGCACAAGAGCUGCUGCAGAGGAUGACGGACAAGUGCUUCAAGAAGUGCAUCGGCAAACCCGGAGGAACCCUGGACAACUCUGAACAGAAAUGCAUUGCUAUGUGCAUGGAUCGAUAUAUGGAUGCGUGGAACACCGUGUCCCGAGCCUACAAUUCCAGACUGCAGAAGGAGAGGGCGCGGAUUUGAGGACCUCCUUCCUCCGCUUCGGUGCUUUUCGAUCCCGCGUGCAGAAGGAAGACCCAAGUUCCAAGCACACGUGCUUGGCACAGUAACAGACGAGGCUGCUGGACCUGCGCUCUGCUGUCAGAGAUGUCAACUGCAGGCUUUUGUGAUUCGUUGUCCUUUACUGAUUUUUCAUAGAAUGGACGUUAUUAAUCAAUACAGGAAAAAACUUUGUGUUGAAAGAACUGUUAAAAACAAAAAAAAAAAAAAAUCGACAACUUGAAAAUGGCUCUCUCUAGUGCAUCGGCGUGCUCUGUCAUUUUCUAAAAACGUAAUGCUCUGUGCUUCCUGUAUAGUCCUCAUUUACUUGUCAUGGGCUGUUAAUUCAUAAAAUCUCCCUUAUGACGGAGAAAGAGUCUGCCGCGUUCUGCAACUUAAGUUCAUUAAUUGUGAUAAUGUUGGAAAAAGCUCUUCUCCACAUUUUAUACCGAGAUGCUCUUCAAUAACGAAACCUCAUUGUUAGUCUUGCUGUUUUAACUGUCACACAAGUACUGGUCACAUUAAUGGGUUGGCUUUUAGUAUGUACCAAUUAUUUUUUUAAUUUGAGCCAAAACAAGUCGCAAUAACAUUUAUCAGUCAAACUGUACAGUGGCCAUUGCUGGGCAGGUAUUUGAGGGGUUGAGGUGUUCGGUUGUUCGCCGAGCUUGGCAUUUAGGUUGCACCU
Molecule: messenger RNA, 1078 nt
Organism: Scleropages formosus (Asian bonytongue)
Lineage: Eukaryota; Metazoa; Chordata; Actinopteri; Osteoglossiformes; Osteoglossidae
Gene: timm13
Product: translocase of inner mitochondrial membrane 13 homolog (yeast)
Exons: 3
Coding region: 91-378 (95 amino acids)
Source: RefSeq, a predicted model, not a curated record